AUGCGCCGCGAUGUCCCCGCCGGUAGCGGCAGCCCGGAGCUGGCCCGCGCCUUCCCGGCGGCCGCGUUGCAGCUCUCCGUGUUCCCCCUCUGCAAGUGGCUGCAGCAGCUGUGCCUGGAGCACCGCACCGAGUGGUUGGUCGUGAUCGCCGCCAGGCAAGCUAUGGGUGCAGGCACAGAGAGCCGCCAGCAGGAGCUGCUCACCGUCCUGAGAGACCUCAUCAGGCUGGACUUGCUGCCUCAGCUCCACCUUCACUGGCUACUCGAGGAUGGGAUCAGCGACUUCUUCAUGGAGCUGGAGAUUGUCAUCCAAAGGUUAGGUCAGAUUUUCAGUGCUCUGGAGAGCUGCAUCACCACCUUGGCUCAGCACUACAAAGAGUGUGUUUCUAAGAUCCCACCUGAUGCCAUGAUGCUCUCUGCUCCCCAUCCUGAUCACUGUGCUGCUCAGGCAGCUCCCCAAAGUCUGCCUAUUUCAGACUCACCUCUUUCCCCUCUGGUGUGCCGGAGUAACACAUCCCAGAGUCCUGGCCAGGCUUCUCAUGCUAUGGCAGCAGCUCAGCAGAAGCAGCAGCCUGUGUCAGCUUCUCUUGCAGCUGUUGAGAAUUGUGUGAUUGUUCUCUGGAGUUCACCAAUACUGUAUCUUGUGUUAAAACUGGAGGCCAAGGAAACCUCAGAGGAUGACAGUGAAGAUUAGAUUACCCGAAGGACUGAAGACGGCAUCAGGCAGUCUUUGAGUGGCAUUUACACAGAGACUGCUGCCAGGCUGUGCCUGAGUGAGCUGGCAGUGGUUUGGAAGUCCAGGCAGUUGACUGGCACCAGGUAGGACACACUCAGUUUACAUAUCCUGGAGGAUGCUCACCCUGCGGGCAUCUUCCAGAAAGGCCCAAGUAGCUACACUUGCCACUUCAACCAUGCCUUCCAACUGCCCUGCUGGCACAUCUUGGCUGUGCUGAAUUCAAACAGGAAGCUCUUGCAGAGGGAGAUGCUCAGUAGACGAUGGGAGAGGGGAUGUGAUGCCCAUCAGGCCGGGUUAGACAGUGUUGAUGGCCUCCUGCAGGUCCUAAAGAGCUCCUGGAACAAGUCUUUGGAUAAAUGCCUGGUGGUGUCCUUCCUUACAGCAGAGAUCAGCCAGCUCCCCACCACGGUAGUGAGGACUUUGAGCACAGGACUCUGGGAGCUGGCUGACAGCUGGAUCAGGCCCCACACUGAAGUCAAGCUCCAGCACUGAGUGGGAGCUGA
Pseudopodoces humilis (Tibetan ground-tit) is the source of this 1238-nucleotide messenger RNA. The record is from RefSeq and is a predicted model, not a curated record. Lineage: Eukaryota; Metazoa; Chordata; Aves; Passeriformes; Paridae.